AUGGACAUUGAGCAGGAUGAUGCCGUCACGCAGCUUGGUGGACUUGCUUUGGGCCAAGUUCUGCAGGACCUGGGCGUCGUUGGCGCGGACUCUGACUUGAGUCGAAUUGGACUUGGUUCGAAAAAGACAGCUACGACACCUGCACUGCAUCGCGAGGAAAUUUACAGAAAUGACUUUGAUGAUGACGCAGACGAUGAUAUCAAGUUGGGGCCCGUUGGUCAAGAUGACGAGGAUGACACCAUCAUGGAAGAUGUUACGAACCUGCGCAAAACGCCCGUGAAUCGCGAACCUGGUCGUGGCAAAUUCCUUGUGCGUGGCGAGGAAGAAGAUUUUGCGGAUGAAGAUGAAGAGGAUCACCAGGAAGGCGAUGCGCGUAAAGGAAUGGUGCAGCUCGCGACAGUGCCAACCACACAGCCGCCACUCAACAAGACAGACGAGCUUGUGGCGCCCAAGUCUGCGCUACCAUAUCAGCAACAGCAAGCCGAACCGCCAAUGAGCCCUACAACGGAAGCGCGCAUGCUCUUCCCGGACUUUCAACCCGGCAAAUUGCUAGAUUUUACUGAGCUCUUUGGCACGCGCUCGCUGAAGCGGCGAAAACUCAUCGGUCGGCUUCCGCAGUAUACCAAGCCGCAUGUCGACAUCUCUGUGCGGGAAUCAGAUAAGGAUGAGUUCUUUUCAGCUGAAGGGUUUGAACGCGAGAGACAGCCAACGUUUCUGGGACGAAUUGUGAACCCGCAUUUAGCAGAUCAGGAGUAUGAAUCGGCCAAGAUUCAUUGCCAAGUCUUGUUUGAUGAUUCGGCUAUUGAAGAUCAAAGUGCUAACGGUGAUACACACGAACCAAUCCAGCUUCUGAAUAAUGUCGAAGUCGAUGACUGGCAGCGGCGGGUUCUGUUGGACUCGCACAAAGAUCAAGCUGAGUUUUCAACAGAUGAGAAGCUUCUGCCACCUGUAUUAUCCAUGGAGACCGUGAGCCGGCCGCGGAACCAUGAGCUUGCAAACGGCAUGUGGUUUGAGAACAUCAUAUGGAAUCCCCAUCAUCCGUUUCGCCGCUUCGAUCGUCUUUUGAUGGACAUGAAUGAUGCGGAAAUGAUCUUGGAAAAUGAAAAUACUCAAAGAGAAAAACAAGUAUCGCUUUUGCGGGCAGAUGCGCCACCGAACUUACUCAAGUCCAGCAAGUUCGCGGCGGAAUUGGAUCCAUUCAACCUGUCGAACGAUCGCAUGUACGAAAUGAGCAAGGAACAUCGACACCGGGUGCGGCAGACACUCGGACAACUGGUUGUGCGGCAUGCAUGGCCUGCGAUCAAGUUGCAGCUGCCAUUCUAUAAGACGCGGCUUUCGAAGCAUGAGACGCGCUCAUGGCAUCGCCCACGGAUCCAGUUUCCGUCGAACAUGCCCAUAACGUUUUCGCGAGUGCGCACGUCGCGCAAGUCCAAAGAUGGAGAGCGCAAGUCAAAGGAUCCAAGUGAGGUGCUUCACAGCACGCGUGACCUGACGCUUAAGGAUGCGAGCAACUACAUUAUGUAUGCCAAAGAUGAUCAUAUUCCGCGCUCCGAGCUGGGCGAAGCAUUUGUGCUCGACAUUACCGAUGAGUCGCCGUUCAUGAAGUUUGGCAGUGUGGAGCCCGGGCAGACGCAACCAGUCCUGUACAAUAAUAUGACUCGUGCGCCUCUGUUUCGCCAUAAGCCAUCGCAGAACGACUUCUUGUUCAUCCGCAGCACAACCAAGAAUGAUGUACGGUAUUACCUACGGGACGUGCCGAAUUUGUAUGUGGUGGGCCAAACGUACCCAACAACGCCGAUCCCUGGUCCCCAUGCGCGCCUUGUGACAAACAACAUCAAAUACCGCCUGCAAAUGAUUACUUACAAGCUGGUGGAAAAAAGUCAUGCACACCGCAUCAAAAUUCACCGCGUCAUGAAGUAUUUCCCGGACCAAAAUGAACUACAAAUGCGGCAGCGACUGAAGGAGUUUAUGGUGUACAACCGCAAAUCCGGUGAUGUGCACCAGGGCUUCUGGCGGCUCAAGCCGGACGUGCCGAUCCCGGACGAAGCCGAGCUACAGAAACUCUUGACGCCCGAGCACAUUUGUCUCGUCGAGGGUAUGCAGGUCGGACAGCGUCACCUCCUGGAUGCUGGGUUUACAAAGACAGCAGAAGGCGCCGACGACGAUGCAGACGAAAGCAAGUUGGAAAUAGAGCAGCUGCUUGCUCCGUGGAUCACCAGCAAAAACUUUUUGCAUGCGACACAAGGCAAGGCCAUGCUCAAGCUGCACGGCGAGGGUGAUCCCAGUGGACGUGGUGAAGCAUUUAGCUUCGUGCGUGUGUCAAUGAAGGAGAUUUUCCUUCGUGCUGGCGAAGAUGUGGACGAGCGACUCGCUGCAGAAGCCGAGACACGCGCCAAGUCCGGGCACAGGUACAACGUGGCAGAGCAACAAGCGAUCUACCGAUCUGAAAUCGCGCGUAUUUGGAAAGCGCAGCUGGCGGCACUGUCGAAUCCUGAGCCGCCGCGCAUCACAGCGAAAGAAGAGCAGCUAUGGCGUGAUGAGCAGCGGCGCGAGCGCAAGCAGCAAGAGCAAAAGGCCACGCGACCACUUUUAGUCAAGCGACUUUUUCAUGGCGUUUGGUACAAGCACAUUGUGCGUGAUCCGUCCGUCAUCAACGCAUACGUAAAGCAGCGACAGGAAAUCGAAGAGCAGAGCAUCGUCACGGAGUCGCUCGUGCCCACGGGCGAUGCGGCGUUGGAUGCCAUGCGAAAGAAGCGCCUGGAAGAAGAAAUUGCCGCGCGUGUCAAGAACCAGGACCGUCGCUUGCAACGCAAGAACGCCAAGGCAGCGGCAGAAGGCAUCGACGGCGGCUACAAAAAGAUGCCGAACAAGACAAAUACGAAACGGCGCUGUGGCCGCUGUGGACAGGUUGGUCAUAUGCUCACGAACAAUGCGUGCCCACAAUACCAUGCAGACAAGGCCAACAGUGGACGCCCAGGUGCGAGUGGUGCUAAUGCGGUGCGUCCGCCCAGUGUGAUGCCCAUGCCGAACAGCACCUACUAUACGAGUGCAUCGACUCAGCAACAGGGCACCGCGAUGCCAACUACAUUCCCACCGUUCGGCAUGAACGACCCUAUGGGCCCGCAAUCGCCACCUCCGCCAAUGCAGCGAUGA
Molecule: messenger RNA, 3153 nt
Organism: Malassezia globosa CBS 7966
Lineage: Eukaryota; Fungi; Basidiomycota; Malasseziomycetes; Malasseziales; Malasseziaceae
Exons: 2
Coding region: 1-3153 (1050 amino acids)
Biological process (GO): RNA polymerase II preinitiation complex assembly; transcription by RNA polymerase II
Cellular component (GO): transcription factor TFIID complex
Molecular function (GO): histone acetyltransferase activity; RNA polymerase II general transcription initiation factor binding; RNA polymerase II general transcription initiation factor activity
Source: RefSeq, a predicted model, not a curated record